AUGCGGGCGACGAUCGACGCCCUCGCUCGCGCCUUCUCCAUCGGCCUCUUCGAUGUCGACGAGCAGGGCGAGUUGGAGAUCAACGGAAUCUUCAUACUCGGUGUCGCGCUUCUCUUCGGCGUCCUACGGCUCAUCAUCGUCGCCCCGGCCGCGUACAGGAGCGCGUCCCAGUACAACCGACAUGCGUCGCCAAAAUUCCAAUUCAUCGACGACGCGCGCGCGGUGCGUCGCGGUCCCUCGCUCGAGGAGAUCCCGAGCGUGUGCGCGGACAUGCGAGCGUCGUUUCGAAGCGGGCACACGCUGCCGAUGCGGAAGAGGAAGGAACAGCUCGGGCAACUGUUGAAAAUGCUGAAGGAGCGCGAGGAUGAGAUUCUGGACGCGUUGAGAGAGGAUUUGUCGAGGGAACACGUGGAGGCAUUUUACUACGAUUUCGCGCUCCCUCGAGCGGAAAUCCGGGCGAUGUUGAGGAACAUUCGAUCGUGGACCGGGCGGAGCUUGGUGAAGGCGUUUAAUGUGAUCACUUGGCCGUCGAAGCAGUGGAUGGAGCGACAGCCGCUCGGGUGCGCUUUGGUGUGCUCGAGUUGGAAUUUUCCAUUUUUACUUAGUCUUGUUCCAGUGGCAGGGGCGAUCGCGGCCGGGAACGCUGUGGUUUUAAAGCCAUCGAAUGAUAGUAAGGCGUCGACGGCGCUUUUAGUGAAACUUGUACGAGAAUAUUGCGAUCCACGCGUUGUGCAGUGCGUUGGGAGCGAGGUGCCGGGUAACGGCGUGGACGUCAUGCAGACAGUGUUAAAGGAGAAGUUUGACGUGAUAUUCUUCACUGGAUCCUCUAAGGUUGGAAAAAUUGUCGCUCGUGCCGCGGCUGAGAAUUUGACGCCGUGUAUACUUGAGUUGGGAGGGAAGAAUCCAGUCGUCGUCACAGAUUGCGCCGACGUGGACCUAGCGGCGAAACAGUGCGUGUGGGGGCGAGUAAUCAAUUGCGGGCAGCAGUGCAUCUCGCCUGAGUACGUAUUGUGUCACGAGUCGCGAUGCGAUGAGUUUGAGCGAAUGUGUUCCAAGUGGGCAGCGAAGUUCGUUCCCGACGUCACGUUAAAUGGUGCCAUGGCGAGAAUAGGCGGUCCCGAUCCAGAGAGUCGUAUGAAGGCGAUCGCUAAACUGAUCGACGACGCCAAGGCUGGUGUCGCGGGCGAUACAGUCGUGUACGGCGGAACGUACGACGUAAAGAGGCGUUUGGUGGAACCGACGGUGAUUAAGUGCGGUGAAAAGUCUCCCUUCAUGGAAGCGGAGCUAUUCGCGCCAAUUUUGUGCGUUCAUUCGUACAAGACGCUGGGGCAGGCGGUUGAUACGAUUCAGGCUCAAAUGAAGCCGCUGACGAUGUACGUCUUCUCUCGGUCGGCGAAGAAGACGCGCUUCUUAUUAGAUAACACUCACGCGGGUGGCGUGACGGUGAAUGGUACGUUGACCCAUUGUGCGCACGAUCGUUUGCCUUUCGGAGGUGUCGGCGACAGCGGUUACGGACGUUACCACGGUAGGUACAGCGUGGAGUGCUUUCAGCGCGAGAAACCCGUUUUACAAAAAACACGAUGGGGGCGCUGCUUAGGGCUCGGUCUUCUAUCGGACCCGUCGUUUUUGUAUUCGCCGCAAGCAGAAUGGAAAACGAAGUGCGUCCGCGCUGUAGCGUCACUGAUGUAA
Molecule: messenger RNA, 1689 nt
Organism: Ostreococcus tauri
Lineage: Eukaryota; Viridiplantae; Chlorophyta; Mamiellophyceae; Mamiellales; Bathycoccaceae
Product: Aldehyde dehydrogenase, C-terminal
Exons: 1
Coding region: 1-1689 (562 amino acids)
Biological process (GO): aldehyde metabolic process
Cellular component (GO): cytoplasm
Molecular function (GO): aldehyde dehydrogenase (NAD+) activity
Source: RefSeq, a predicted model, not a curated record